AGGCGAAGAAAAGCAGCUGAAUAUCUUGAUUGUUAUCCACAAACCAGGAGGAUGAAGCCACCAGUAACUAAAAUACAGGAAACUCUAGUCUCCGGUGAUAAAUAAGAGUCACAACAGCACAGGAUGCAUGCAGGGCAGCUCCUUGGGCCAAAGGGAUCUGGAAGGCAAACAGCUUCUGCUCUUUUGUUCUAACAUCUGAUGUGUGUCCCCUGCAGGUCCCAUCUGUGCAUCUGGUGCCCGGGACAGCAACAGCACCGAUCCUGCCGCUCUCUGACAGACCAGACCGAAGCAAGCAUGGGAACUGCUCUUUUCUUCCUAGGCCCGGUCUUACUUUGGGGGGUGCCCUCCUGGGCGAGUGAGGAGGCAGAGGCCCUGUGCGCCCAGACUGCCUGCUACACCAUCCACUGGGGCAAGCACAACUGGGCGGAUGCCCAGGAGAAGUGCAAGAGCAAUGGAGGCAACCUGGUGACCAUGAAGAGCCAGGAAGAGGCCUUGUACGUCCAGGAUCUGCUAUCCAAGCUGCCCAGGAGGGAGGCCGGGCCAGAGGGGCAGGCGAGGCUUUGGAUUGGGCUCCAUCGGGAGAAGGGCAAGUGCUACCAGCAGCACCAGCUCCUCAAGGGUUUCAGCUGGGCCUCGGGAGGGGAAGAGACCGACUACGCCAGCUGGCUCCGGGAGCCCCGAGAGACGUGCACCAGCCGGCGCUGCGUGAGCCUGCACUGGAACACCACCGCCCCCAGCUCCUCGGCGCUGGGCUGGGCCGACGGGCCCUGCAGCGGCUCCUCCGCCAGGGCCCAGGGCUACCUCUGCAAGUUCAGCUUCCAGGGCAUGUGCCGCCAGCUGGCGCUGGCCGGGCCCGGCAGCGUCACCUACACCACCCCCUUCGGCCUGGACAGCGCCUCCCUGGCGGCAGUGCCCUUCGGCUCCCAGGCCGCCGUGUCGUGCCAGGGCCAGGCGCCGGGGCCCUUCCCGGUGUGCAAGGCGCAGGCGGGCGGCGGGUUCGAGUGGAGCAGCCCGGGCCCCCUGUGCGCCUCGCCCCGCCACGGCUGCGCCUACAGCAACGGGGGCUGCCAACACCAGUGCCUGGAGCUGGCGGGCGGCUCGUUCCGCUGCGCCUGCCGGCCGGGCUACCAGCUGGGCGGGGACCUGCUGUCCUGCUCGCCCGUGGACUACUGCAGCGCCCAGCCCUGCCAGGGCGAGUGCCUGGGCCGGCCGGGGGGCUUCGAGUGCCGCUGCCCCGCGGGCUACGCGCUGGCCGGGGACGGCGUGAGCUGCGCGGACGUGGACGAGUGCCUGGGGGAGCCCUGCCAGGAGGGCUGCGUCAACACGCCGGGGGGCUUCGCCUGCACCUGCCCGCCGGGCUACGAGCCCGCGGGGCCCGGCGGCCGCCGCUGCCGGGACGUGGAUGAGUGCGGCCAGGGCGCGCCCUGCGCCCAGCUCUGCAGCAACACGCCGGGCUCCUUCCUCUGCGCCUGCCGGCCGGGCUACCAGCGGGGCCGCGACGGGGCCUCCUGCCGGGACGUGGACGAGUGCCUGGGGGAGCCCUGCCAGGAGCGCUGCGUCAACCAGCCCGGCAGCUACCAGUGCCUCUGCCCGCCGGGCUGGGCGCUGGCACCCAACGGCGUCUCCUGCCUCUCGGCCUCCAGCCCCACCACCCCCGGCAGCGCGGCCCCGUCCCUGCGCCCCCCAGGCGAAGAGGAGCCGGCGGCUGGGGGUGGGCACCCGCCGGGCACCCACCCCGCUAGCGAGAGCCCAGCCCCGCGCUCUGACCCAACCACCCGAGCCCAGCCAGGCGGAGCAGAGCCGAGCACCCUCCAGCCGGCUGCUGUCAGCCGCGCGGCAGGGGCUGGGGAACCUAUGAUGAAGCCCGACGCUGACCAGGCCACCGAUGGCCCCAAACUGCUCCUGUACUAUAUCCUGGGCAGCGUGGUGGUUAUCCUGCUACUGUUGGCUUUUGCCCUGGGCUUGCUCAUCUAUAGGAAGAGGAAAGCCAAGACGGAAAAGAAGAAAGCCAGGAGUACCACAGACAACUACUGCUGGGUGCUUGAGCAGGCAGAGAAAAAAGCAGUAGCCAAUGACUACAGGUAAAGGCAGGAGUCUGCAGAAAGGGUAGCCUGCUUGCAGGGACUAGGGUAGCAUCAGGGGUCUCUGGAGAGAGGGAACACUAAACUAAGGGUUAAUGUGUGCAGCAGAGAAUGUUUCCCAUAUUAUAUAAAAGGAUGCUUUCAUUAUGUGACUUAACUUUUCACUUUAGAACCUGGGGUUUGGCAUUGUCUAAGUGUCAGAGGAACAGUCAGUCUGCAACUUAGAUCAAGAUCCCAAUGCUGUUCCCACUGAAAUCAGUAUCAAAACUCCCACUGAUUUUAAUAGGACAAGGACUAGGUCCAGAGUGAUAUGUUGCUUCUGAAAAAUAAAAGCAAUCACAUCAAAAAGUUUAUUGGAACUUUCAAAAAGAUAAACAUCUUUACAAUCAGAAUAGUCAUGGCCCUGAUCUUACAAACACUUGUGUACGUGACAAGUUUCAGUGGUAGCAGCGUUAGUCUGUGUCAGCCAAAAUGAGGAGUCCUUGUGGCACCUUAGAGGCUAACAAAUUUAUUUGGGCAUAAGCUUUUGUAGGCUAAAGCCCACUUCAUCAGAUGCAUGGAGUGGAAAAUACAGUAGGCAGGUAUAAAUACACAGCAUGUGAAAAGAUGGGAAUUGCCUUACCAAGUUGGGGGGGGGGUCUGCUAACGAGCCAAUUCAAUUAAGGUGGAAGUGAGCUAUUCUCAACAGUUGACAAGAAUACCAAGGGAGGAAAAACAUCACUUUUGUAGUGCUAAUGAGGCCAAUAUAAUCAAGAUGGCCCAUUUCAAACAGCUGACAAGAAGGUGCGAGUAUCAGCAGGGGGAAAUUAGUUUUUGUAGUGACCCAUCCACUCCUAGUCUUUAUUCAGGCCUAAUUUGAUGGUGUCCAGUUGAGAAAGCAUAAGAGGAUGCAAGAUCAAGAAGUUAGGAAAAGGUAUUUGAGGAGGAAUUGCCCAUCUGUGGUCACUUAGGAUAGAAAAUAAUCCCCUCUUUCAAAAUACACUAAUAUCAAAACCCAAACCAUGCCUGUUUUCCAGUUUUGCCAUUUACUUCAAUGGAGCAGCACCAUGCCUAUACAGAGUACAAAAGGUGCUAAAGAGGAGUAUGGAUCUGGUUACAAGGGUACAUAUUUUUCCUGAAAUACCCACCACCUUUAUAUUCUUGCAGCUUUUAUUGUAUACUUGAGGCCACAUUGGACAGAAAUGUGAACUUAACACAAAAGAGUUAGCUGUGAGCCUCACAGCUACAUCCUGUUCUUUUUAGUGUGUGGAGGAAAACCCUUUCCUGCUGUUUUUCUUCUCCAGUUAGCCAUUGUAGUAAUCAAGAAAACAGGAAAAUGUAGCUUCUAGCAGCUGUAAAUGUUUUGAAUAGUUUGUAUAUGCUUCCAUUUCUCUGGACAAUAGUUGAAAGAAGCAGUGUACUCAUCCCUGGUUUGUUGGGAAGACCUGCAGAAAAUUCAUACUAUUUCUUUGUUCUGACACCAAGUUUGUCAAGCAUGUAAGCACCUGAGUAACUUUAAGCAUCUUUGUAAUCCCAUCAAUAGGACUAAAAUUAAAGUUAUGCAUGUGCUUAAAUGCUGUGCUGUGUCAGGGCCUGUAUGAACAGUCACACCAACAAACUUUAAGAUUCUGAGAUUAUUAGCUUUGCUUUGUGUCAUUUUCAAAAUUUUUCUAAUCCUCAGUCUUUCCCCAUUCAUUUUAUGGGGGAAGGUAUCCAGGUAUUUCCAUGUUCACUCUGUUCACCCAAAAUAAAUGGGAAACUAGAAAGUAUAGGUGUGGAAUCAUAAAGCCAGUGUAAAAUCUCACAUAUUCAGAAAGGUUAAUAGUUCAAUCCAUAAUCCUGAGUUUUUAGUACUAUAUAAAUUGUGUGUAUUCUGGUGUGACUCACAGGAUUAUGAGUAAAAAAUUCUAAUCAGUUAAGGCCACCAAAAAACAUUGAUUUGCUAUGUGUGUAGGUUUAGCUUUAACUGCCCUUCACCUCACCAGGUUAAGCCUCUUGAGGCCAGUUUCAUCUCAGUGGAAUUAUAUCAAUGAUGAAUUCAGCCCUCACCUGCUUUUUGCCAUGAAUCAGUUUUCUUGAUUCAGGGCUCAGUGCAAAGCCAAUUGAAGUCAGUGGGAAGACUCCCAUAGAUUUCAUUGGGCUAUGCAUCAAGCCCUUGAGGUGAGUAGGAAUGGCAAAGAAACAGAUUAUGACAUCUAAAUGAAGAGUCAGGAGAUCCUAAAUGUUGAUGUGGGCUCUGUGUGUAUUUGCUCUGUGGCGUUGGGCAAGUAACUUCAGUUUCCUCAUCUGGAAAUGGGGAAUAAUAGUGUUUACCUGGUAACCUCAUGUGGGCAUUGCGAGGACUGAUUUGCUAACACAUGUGAAAUGCUUUAAACACAGCAAGUGCUUUGCACGUGUUAUUAUAUUCCUGUUGUGCUGGGGUUGUAUGCACAGACCUCCUCAGUGCUAAUGGGAAUUACCAGUGCUUAAAGUGCAGCAGGUUUAAACACAUUACAGGCCCAGGAAAUACAAUUGCUAAGAAGCCAGCCAGCUUGCUGAGAUGCUCAAAUUUUUAGUACCACCUGAGGAAUGUCCUCAUUGGUGUCUUUCCCCACUUGCCCACCUUUGGUGAAGAGCAACUAAUCUGAGCAUUUGGAGGAAGCAGACACGAGUCGUCUUCUCUUUCCCUUAGCAACCCAGUACCAAUCUCACAGGAUGCACAAGGGGAGCGGAAAGACUCCAGCAGCUCAGAGCAGCUCAGAUCCUUCCUUCCCCCGCCCCUCUUGUGAGCAAUAGGACAGCUCCUCCCCAUCCCAACACCACCAGGCCUGGGAAGGGAUACACAAGGCUCUCAGCGCAGCAUCUCCCUCCCCUUUCCUCCAGACCAGGGUGAAGAAUUCCAGGAGAUGCAGGAGGAACAGAGGUGAGGCUGGGUGUGCAGAACUACUGGGGGCAGGCAAAUAUGGGGAGAUAAGACCUCCCCACUUUUUCAGAUCCUUUUAAUCACUGGUAAUUCCAUGUGGCUGCCCACAUGUCGAAAUAAUACAUGCCAAAAAAAAUGUCUGUCCGUCACAGGUAGCAGCAUCACAGGUGCAUCAGUGUUACAUUUGUGUGUGAUGAUAUUACAAGUGUUCCUAAGAAGUGUUUUCCUUUUUUAACUUUAACACUGUAAAUAGCAUUACCUCAGUGGAUACGUUGCUAUUCUGAUGGAAGCAUGUACAAAUAAAAUCCAGAUGAAAUGUGUCAUUGAUGCUUUGAAAUAAACAUGAUGUUAAUACUUAUUGAUGCAA
This is a messenger RNA of Gopherus flavomarginatus (Mexican gopher tortoise), 5329 nucleotides long. It is a transcript of the gene CD93, whose product is annotated as CD93 molecule. The record is from RefSeq and is a predicted model, not a curated record. NCBI's taxonomy places the organism in Eukaryota, Metazoa, Chordata, Testudines, Testudinidae. Bases 199 to 2085 code for a protein of 628 amino acids. The transcript has a single exon. Gene Ontology annotation, molecular function: calcium ion binding.